AUGGUUACUAUGGGACCACCCCGGGGUCUAAGCCCCGGUGACAUGCUGGAAGUCAUUCAUGGCUUCAAUGGACGUGGGGAGGAUGAACUGGUGAUGGCACCACGUGAUCAGAUUCGAUUGGUCGAGUUGGAUGAUGAGUUUGGCGAUGCCUGGUACUUGGGCGAAAACUUGCGCACCGGGAAAACAGGCCUCUUUCCAGCCAACUUCACCAAAGCUUCCACGUCCAAGAAGAGCUUGGCCGAGUCACCCGUGCUGCUGGAAUCGCCGACGCAAUUGGAAUCCGUGAGCUCCUCAGAUUCAGCAUUUGCUUCAAUUGGCAGUGGCCAGUCCACUCCUCAGGCCUCGCGCCAUGUCAGCAUCACCAACAUGCAAUCGCCGCAACUCGAUUCUCCCACGCAGCAGCGAUCAGCAUCAUCUCCGCUACCUCGGCCCAGCCUGGCCGCGGACAUUCAGCAAGCGUUCCGCAGCCCUAUCGAUAAUCACAUGAAUGGGGAAGAAAGCCCAGUGAUGAAUGAGACAUUGAGCGUCAUCGAUGAACACAUUACGGAUAUGAAUACUCCGCGCCAUAGCGUGUCGACACAAGACCACAAAACUAUCAAUGAUUCAGGUAGCGAGUACAGCAGUCAUCUUGAUCAUCGGGCGUCUUAUAUCAAUGGACAUGAGACUGAUGAUGAGGAGAGGAACCUGCCCAGUGAGACACAAGUGCGGAAAUGGGGUCAGGCAGAGACCGCGCGGCACUUGCGUGCGCUCGGCAUUGAUUCAAACCAUUGUGACAUCUUUGAGGAGCAGGAAAUCACCGGAGAUGUUCUUUUGGACAUGGAUCAGGACUUCAUUUUUAUGAAGGAAUUUGACUUUGGCGUCAUGGGCAAGCGCCUGAAAACAUGGCACAAGAUCAAAGUCUUCCAAGAGGACAUUAAGGGUUUGAGUCAACAGCAAGGCCAAAGAGGUUCUGUCUCGAGCGCCUCAGGCCCUCCGGAUGAGCGCACAUUGUCUCGUGCGGGACAUACUGGCCCACUUCUUCCGCGGAUUCCGACACUCUCAGAAAAGCAUGGCGCAGGGUAUCAACAUCCCCGGGUCUCUGCUCCGGCACAGCACCCACGACUGACGGGCAACAAUAGCUCGCCAAUAACUCCUCCUUAUAGUCAUGAUUCCCCGAGGAGGAUUUCUGCGGCAUCAAUCCGUGAACUCAAUCAUACGCGUCGUCAUUCGUCCAUUGAUGCCACCCAGCGUGGCAUGCCCGAUGGCCAUCAUCAAAAGAAGCCAUCGUUUGACCGUUCUUGGACGCUCAACUCUGGUCCACAAACAUUACCCGCUCGCCCAGGAACAGCUUUGGGCACUUCAGGCUUCCGAGGACCGAUGACCGCUGACUCAGGCUCGUUCACCAAUUCUUACGCCACCACUCCUGAUCAGGUGGAUGACUUGGAUCGAGGUUACUUCUCAGGGACGGAGGUUGACAGUCGCCGAAAUCGUCGCGUUCUUCAGAAACGCAGUUCUGCCACUGGUAGCAUGAACCAUUCACGGAAGUCCAGCUAUGCUGAUGAACCGUAUCGGGUCAAAACCGCCGGGAAGCGCCACUCUCGCGUUGGUAGUGCUGACUCAAUCCGUGACGCCUCAAAGCAUGUUUCCACUGCUGCUCAGGCUUAUCAUGGGACGCCACCAAAGAGUCGAUUGCGAAGCUUGAGCACUCGUAUGUCAGGAAGUGGAGCCGGCGCUCAGUCUCCAGUGGCCGAAAGCAAGACAGGCGGCUUCUUUUCCAACUUUGCUCCCCUUGCCCCUCGAGCCAAGACCGAUUCGGAUGGAAGUGCUCGUUCCUCUUCCUCGCAGUUCCAGCCAUUGAAGAAUGCGGGCCCGAAAUUCCGGCGAGCAAUGGGUCUCCGUGCUAUCUCCGAUGUUGUUGGAAAGAAGCUCGACACCUCUGCGCCUGUCUCGCCGCGCGAUUACGAUCCCACUUCCGCCCGCACCGGAUCCACAACUCCAUCAGCGACGUCGAAGAGCUCGGAACGGCAUAGCACAGAUGGGUCUGGCAAGGCGACUGACCCCAACGGAUUCCAAAUCCGUCCUCGGACCGUCAAGUCCAAGAAAGAGACCAGCGCCUAUACUCGUGGUCUUGAGAAGAAGACCCCAGGCGAGCAGAUGGAUGGCUGCGAAUACAGCGGAUGGAUGAAGAAGCGAUCCUCCAACUUGAUGACGACUUGGAAACCCCGUCUGUUUGUUCUCCGUGGUCGUCGCCUGUCCUACUAUUACUCCGAGGACGAUACCGAGGAAAGAGGCUUGAUUGAUAUCACCGCCCACCGCGUCCUUCGGGCGGAUCAAGACCCUAUAAUCGCCCUGCAUGCAACUAUCACCGGCUCAACCGCACUGCCUGCCAACGCCAAUGCCAGUCACACCGCUGAAGACGGCACUACUGGCACUAAGCUCAUUUCCCCCUCUGCAAUUCAAUCUCUCACCAGCAAGGACAGCAGUGGUCCGUUCUUCUUCAAACUCGUUCCUCCCAAGACAAACAACUCUCGUACCGUGCAAUUCACCAAGCCCGCCACCCAUUAUUUCCAAGUGGACAACGUUCAACAAGGUCGCUUGUGGAUGGCAGCCUUGAUGAAAGCAACAAUCGAGCGCGAUCUGGGUCAAGCCGUGGAAAGCACCAACAAGCAAAAGACUAUCAGUCUCAAACAAGCGCAGGCCAUGAACCAGCGACCGCCAGAGCUGAUGUCUGCUUCCAAGCCCAAGGCAGAGCAAACAAUUAACGAGGAAGAGGAAGAAAAUGGUCUACAGAUUGAUGGCCUCAAUCUGUCCAACGCGCAGUCCUCGGGUACCAACUCUUUUGAUGACGCUAAGAUCAGUCCAGGCGAGCCUGAAAAGAAUGGCAUUGAUACCCCGACAUUGGAUGGUUUUGAAGCAUUGGGCUCUCCGUUGUUCCCUGAUCCGUUGGCCAAGACUGAAUCCAAGUGA
Penicillium nucicola is the source of this 2946-nucleotide messenger RNA. RefSeq names its product putative polarized growth protein (Boi2). The record is from RefSeq and is a predicted model, not a curated record. Bases 1 to 2946 code for a protein of 981 amino acids. Gene Ontology annotation, cellular component: plasma membrane. The transcript is spliced from 3 exons. NCBI's taxonomy places the organism in Eukaryota, Fungi, Ascomycota, Eurotiomycetes, Eurotiales, Aspergillaceae. Gene Ontology annotation, molecular function: protein binding. Gene Ontology annotation, biological process: actin cytoskeleton organization.